UGCGAGUAUUGUGCAAUUUGGAAUUAGACCUACUCGGAUGAAUGAGUGAACAUGUAUAAAGUUGGCCGAGCAAUUCAUCGGCAUGCCGUCUCUUCAUCAUCGAGGCAGUUCUCCACAGAGAAUUCAGCAAUCAAAUCAAUAUUCAGUCAAGAUGCCUCUCUCGGAAGAUCCCCAAAUCUUGGAGACCGCCAAUGGCUUCGUAAGCACGCUGCGCUCUGCAUUUGGCCACACUACGAACGAGUUCCGGCCUGCACAUGCCAAAGGUCAUCUCUUGACCGGCACUUUCACACCAACAAGCUUUGCGUCUGCCCUCAGCAGUGCGCCGCACUUCAACACUUCAUCCGUACCCAUCACCGUCCGGUUCUCUUCCUCAACGGGAUUCCCACAGAUCCCCGAUACUGACGUCAAUGCCAAUCCACGUGGCAUCGCAGUUCGUUUCCACCUCGCGGAUGUAGGUGGUAAGCGACAGCACACAGAUAUUGUUGCACACUCCACGAAAUUCUUUCCAACACGCACUGGCGCCGAGUUCCUGGAGUUCUUACAGGCAGCCGGUGGGCCUAACGCUGAAAAAGCGGUCCCUGAGUUCCUUGGCCGUCACCCGGAGACAGCGAGGUUCUUGCAGGAUCCUAAACCGAGCCCUGUGUCUUUUGCGACCGAGAAGUACUUCGGCGUGAAUGCGUUCAGAUUUCUCAAGGAUGGUAAGGUGACGAUACUGCGCUAUCGUAUUGUUCCUGCGGCCGUUGAGGAGCAUCUUGACGCAGAGGCACUGAAGUCAAAGUCAUCGACCUACCUCUUUGAUGAGGUUCCAGAGCGCCUCCAGGCAGGACCUAUCGAGUUCAAGCUGCUUGCGCAAAUUGCUGAAGAAGGCGAUUUGACAGAUAAUGCGACGGUCAUAUGGCCCGAAGAGAGAGAGAUCGUCGAGCUGGGCAGGUUAAUGGUCGAGAGGACGCUUAGUGAAGAGGAGAGUCGGGCGAAGCAGAAGCAGAUCAUCUUCGAUCCGAUUCCAAGAGUCGAGGGUGUUGAGGCUAGUGACGAUCCACUCCUAGAAGUCAGAGCCAGCAUCUACUUGAUCUCGGGCAAGCAGAGGAGGGCGGACAAGGGUGGUGACGCUGUGGAUGCGGACCCCAAGAAAGCUGUCAAAGCUGUCAAAGCUGCAGCUUAGAAGAACCUCUGGGGGUGAUUGUUGCCGGCUUCAGAAGCGUUUCGAAACUGUUUACCUGCUGCAACCAAACCUGGUGCGCAAUAGACCAUCCAAAUCCAGAAACACUAUUUUGUGAUGUUUAGUAAAGACGGAC
Messenger RNA from Didymella exigua CBS 183.55, 1295 nucleotides. RefSeq names its product catalase domain-containing protein. Gene Ontology annotation, molecular function: heme binding; catalase activity. Gene Ontology annotation, cellular component: peroxisome; mitochondrion; cytoplasm. Gene Ontology annotation, biological process: hydrogen peroxide catabolic process; response to hydrogen peroxide. Bases 152 to 1162 code for a protein of 336 amino acids. The transcript has 3 exons. Lineage: Eukaryota; Fungi; Ascomycota; Dothideomycetes; Pleosporales; Didymellaceae. The record is from RefSeq and is a predicted model, not a curated record.